Messenger RNA from Aspergillus japonicus CBS 114.51, 1162 nucleotides. RefSeq names its product WW domain binding protein 11. The record is from RefSeq and is a predicted model, not a curated record. Gene Ontology annotation, biological process: RNA processing. The transcript has a single exon. Lineage: Eukaryota; Fungi; Ascomycota; Eurotiomycetes; Eurotiales; Aspergillaceae. The coding region runs from base 14 to 913 and encodes 299 amino acids.
AAAAAAAUACACAAUGCCGAAGGACAAAGAGCGCACCAUGAACCCUGCCGCGGCGCAGCGGAAACUAGAUAAGCAGAAGAGCCUCAAGAAGGGCAAGGCCGAAGCGUUGGCCCGCCGGAAUGAGAAACUAGCCCGUCGCAACCCGGAGCGCAUCCAGCGUCAGAUUGAUGAGAUCAAGUCGAUAGAGGCAUCGGGACAAAAGCUACGGCCACGUGAUCAACAGUUGCUCGAAGCCCUUCAACGAGAUCACCGCGCGGUGCUCAAGGCGCGAGAAGCCCUGGGAGAUAAGGCUCCCCAGUUCGCGAGCUUCGGGUCUAGAAGCGGCGGAGACCGCGAUGGUGACGAUGGAGGCGUUUUAGGAAAGCGCAGGAGGGAUGGUGGUGGCGGUGGCGGGGGGCGCUUCGGACGGCAUAAUCGGGACAGUGAGAGUAGCGACGAGACAGAUGAGGAGGUGCGAAGGAUACCCAUGCCUCGGGAUACACCCCCGCCGAUUCCGCGCCAGUUCCAGAGGAGACCAGGCGGCGACCAGGCCGAGGGUACACGAGGACCACAUGCUCUUCCUGCAAGACCUCCCGUUGUCGAAGCUAAGGCGGUCUAUGAGGCCAAGCCGCAGAUCCGAGACCUGCGACAGGAGGCCAUCAACAAAUUCAUCCCCGCUGCCGUCAGAGCCAAGCAGGAUUCUAUACGAGGGCAUGGUAAGCUCUUGGAGCCGGAAGAGAUGGACCGGCUCGAGCAAGCAGGUUACAAGGCAGAGAUGGGCCAAGCUGGGGUAGCAGAGGCAGCAGGGGCCGUAGGUCAACCAGAAAUGACAGACGACGACGCCCAGAGGCGAAUGUUAGAAGAGGAGGAAAGGAGGUUCAACCAGGAGCUUCGAUCAGUUCAGAUCGAAGAAGUUGAAGAUGAGGAGGCAUAGAUCCUAAUGAAUCAAAUUUAAUGAACGUCCAGGACAAUUAUUUCGGAGGGAGGGGGAGGGGAAGGGCAGAGGACCGUUGAUCAGUCAGCGCCUUAUGUACGUACCUAUAUUCCGCUCUCUCUCUCUCUCUCUCUCUCUCUUCCUUUAUCGAGAGACUCUGCUAGUUCUUAGGGUUUGCAGGUUGAAGGAUACUGGAACCGUAGAUCACAGAUUUAUUGAUCAUCCAAUCUAGCGCAGGACCAUGUGAAC